UACACACAGAGAGAGAGACACACAGCGAGAGAGAGAGACACAGAGAGAGAGAGCUGGCCACUGUAGUUAGACUAGAGCCCUGUCGGAGCCUCCUCCGGUUACAGCAACAUUUAAACUCCAGGCUGCAGCCACAGCCACACGGCACGCGGACAGACAGGAAGCAAGGCUCGAGGCAGCCUGACAGCUGGACGCUUCAUUUCCUCGCGAGCUCUGCCACCGGAGCGUACUUCAAAGCGACGGACUCUCAUUCCAUUAGUUCUAUUCGUUCCGUGAACUCUAUUCUACACGGCUGGUUCGCUGCCCCCGGACCAAACCGAUGUUCCGCUAAUCCGCUCCUCAUCUGGAUAAACUGUACAAGAUUCCUCUCCGCUAAAAGAUAAACUACUGACUGUCGCUGUUAUUGAGGCACCUGCCUGAAUCUUCUCGUGGAAGCUUUUCAUUCCACAAUGAGCGGAAGGUGACCUGCAAGCAUCCUGUCUCGGGCUGUCCCUCACAAGACAACUGCAUCUUUGUCGUCAACGAACAGUCUGCCCCCAAAGCGCCAGCGAAUGAGAAGGAGCGUCCUCUGAGCACCAUGAGUAGCGAGGCCUCCAACUACACAGGCAGCUCGGACUAUGCUACACACCAAAGUAGCCCCGCAGCCAGACCAUCAAGAUCCUCAAAAAAAAUCCACAACUUUGGGAAGAGAUCCAACUCGAUACGGAGAAACCCCAAUGCCCUGGUCGUUAAGAGUAACUGGCUUUACAAACAGGACAGCACGGGGAUGAAGCUAUGGAAGAAGAGGUGGUUUGUGCUGUCUGAUAUGUGUCUGUACUACUACAGAGAUGAGAAAGAGGAGGGUAUUCUCGGCAGCAUCCUCCUGCCUAGCUUUCGAAUAUCUAUGCUGUCUGUCGACGACCACAUCAACAGAAAAUAUGCCUUCAAGGCGACUCAUCCCAACAUGCGGACCUACUACUUCUGCACAGACGCAGCCAAAGACAUGGAGUCUUGGAUGAAGGUGAUGACAGAUGCUGCCCUGGUGCACUCUGAGCCUAUCAGGAGCAGGUCGCUCAAAGUGGAACAGUGCGGUCCUCAGGAUGUCAGUAACCACGUUACCCAGAACCACAGACCGGUUCUAACCCGACCAGAGAUCCAGAACAACGAGCGGAACAGGACCGAGGCCGACAGGGAACAUCACACCAUCGCCGCCAUAACCACGGUAACCACUGUCACUGCCGAGGAGGAGGAGGACAAGAAGCAGCGUGAUGCAGAGCGCUACGGGUUUCAGAAGGAAGGGGCAGAGAGGGACCGGCCGCUCACUAAGAUCAACAGCAUCAAACUAGAACCAGAUCAGGCUUCUGCUGUACCUGCUGACAUCACACCAGACGGGCCCUACAGAGCCCCACAGGUGAACGGUGCUGGGGACCAGAGCCCAGGGGAGAUGAUGACCAACCCCCAGCCCCAUCGGACCCCCUCUAUCCAGGGCAGCAUGACCCCCACCACCCCUACCCCCCAGUACCCCCAUGGGGAACCUGAACCCAGGACCUUGACCAGGACCAACUCCAUGCAGCAGCUGGAACAGUGGGUCCGCACACAGAGAGUUCGCAACCAGGAUGAUGACACACACAGCAUCAUGUCGUACCAGACACUGCCCAGGAACAUGCCCAGUCACCGAGCCCCUCCAGCCAUGCCCCACUACGGGGACCCCGGCUACCGUACCUUACCCAGGAACAGCAUGGCCCGGCCGGACAGUAUCUGCAGCAUGUCCCCCUCCGUGUAUGACCAGGCCAUGGGGCUGGGCCUGGGGCUAUCCUCUGCAGACAAGAGACGCUCCAUGAGGGACGACACUAUGUGGCAGCUGUAUGAGUGGCAGCAGAGGCAGGCCUAUACCCCCACACGGCCUAUGUCGUCCACUCCCAGACCCUACGGGACCCUGCCCAGCCCCAAGACCAUGAUCAACCUGUCUGAGCACCAGGGUCACGGUCACCACUCCAUCCCCCCCUCACCCUCCCAUGGGUCCCUGUCUAUGUACGGGGGCUACUCACCCCUCCACUUCUCCUACAACCCCAGCUCCAGUAGGUCUGAGGUGGCCUUCCCUGUAUACCGGGGGGAUGUUACCAUGGACAGAAGACACAGGACACCACAUCUCAACCAGUAUGCCUACCCGCCUGAGAGGAGGUCCAUGCCAGCAGGGAUCCCUGUCCAGACCAUCACUGCCCAGUCUCUGCAAGGAAAAACGAACGACAUUCUGUCUCAUCAUCUCCAAAGAAACCUCAUGUAUCUGGACAACCAGAUGAGCCCAGAGGACCACAGGGAACACGCCUACAUGUGCAGCCCCGAGGAGGUUGACAUCGAUGCCAAGCUGAGCAGGUUGUGUGAACAGGACAAGGUUGUGAGGAUACGUGAGGACAAGCUCCAGCAGCUACACAGAGAGAAGCACACCCUGGAGACAGCCCUGCUGUCGGCCAGUCAGGAGAUAGAGAUGAGUGCUGAUAACCCAGCAGCCGUACACAGUGUUAUCCAGCAGAGAGACGUGCUGCAAAGUGGCCUGCUCAGCACCUGUAGAGAACUGUCACGAGUCAACACUGAGUUGGAGCGGUCGUGGAGGGAGUAUGAGAAGCUGGAGGGAGACGUCUCAUUGGCCAAGGACAACCUGCUGGAGCAGCUAGAGGCCCUGGGGAGCCCUCAGACGGAGCCUCCCAGCCAUCAGCAUGUCCACAUCCAGAAGGAGCUGUGGAGGAUCCAGGACGUGAUGGAGGCCCUCAACAAGAACAAGACCCAGAGACACACAGACACACAGGGACACUACGGCUCCACACCCAUCUCCAACAUACACAAGAGUGAGGAGGAGGUGGAGGACCUCUCAGCUCCCCCAAGACCGCCCUUACCCCAGGCCUACGAGCCCAACAGCCCUGCUGUACCCCCCCUCCCCUCUCGUGUUGCCUCCAGCGGGCGACCGGCACCCCCACCACCGCCACACCGGAGUCCAGAGGACAGGGACAGGAAGGCCGGCCAGAGGAACGGAACACACAGCGGUCCUGACUACAGGCUGUAUAAGAGUGAACCAGAGUUGACCACCGUAGCAGAGGUGGAUGAAACCAACGGAGAGGACAGAUCAGAACAGUCUGACAGAGACCCAGCAAACACAAAAGGAAUGUCCUACCCCGUUGGCAUCGUUCCCCCCAGAACCAAAUCUCCCAACAUGCCAAAUUCCUCCAGCAUCAACUCCUACGUCACCCUGAGGAGGGGAGGGAGGCCAGACCCGCGCAUGGAGCGACCCCAUAGUGCUGUAGAGCAGCUGUCUGGUGGGGCUGUGGAGAAGGACAGUGGCAGAUCUAGGAUGAGUGUAGAGGAGCAACUGGAGAGGAUCAGGAGACACCAACAGGGGGCGCUAAGAGAGAAGAAGAAGGGGCUUCACAUCCUGGCAGGAAGUAGCUGCAACAGCCCGCAGGACUACACCUCACACAGCCACAGUACCACAUCAACACCGUCACGUAGCCCUUCGUUCACCAAGGAGAACCCCUUCCGCAGCAUGCAGCAGAACCGUCGUCAGCGUGGCGAGGGGAUGAGCAGUGACAUCCUGGAGUUGGAGGCGUCACUCAGAGAACAGGAAGUGGUCAGAGAGCAGGAGACGCCGGCCGAGGAGAUAGCACGCCUUAAAGAGGCCACACACACUGACCACUACAACAUGGACAGAGAGCUGUCAGUCCCUGAGAAGGUGUUGAUUCCAGAGCGUUAUGUGGAGUCAGACCCAGAGGAGUCUCUCAGUCCAGAGCAGGAGGCUGACAAACAAAAGAAAGUGGACCGCAUCAAAGCCCUCAUCGCCAAAAACAGUAUGCAGAAUGUUCUCUCUCCUCCAGGUCCAGAGAAGGAGGCUGAGGAGGAAACCACAGCCCAGGAUCAGGAGAAAAUGAUCAACAUAUCCUAUGAACUGGCUGCUGAGGCCUCCAAACGCAGCAAGCUGGUGGCAGUGCACAGCUUGUCAUCCUCCUCACCUCCUCCUGAGCCCCAACCCUCCUCAUCUCCACCUCCUAACACACAGCCUCCCCCCCAGCUCACUGAUGGCUCCCACUUCAUCUGUGUCUAGUAGUGGCACCUUGGCCUCAAUGAAGACCUACACGUGAGAAGACCUCUUCACUAGGACAUGACACACCCAGCACAAAAUCCAACAAACUGGACUGACAGACUGAUGGCCCGUUAGACCAUGCCAUGCUCUGUUCAAAUCUAUACCUUACUACAGUAUGACAUCACAUCCUCCUGUGCCAUGAUGUCAGUUCAUGUUGCCACAUCCCCUCCUUUUAACAUCACCACCACUUUCCCCUCUUCUCCCCCCCUCACCUACUCUCCAUGUUAUCACC
Oncorhynchus keta (chum salmon) is the source of this 4337-nucleotide messenger RNA. RefSeq names its product pleckstrin homology domain-containing family A member 5-like. Gene Ontology annotation, cellular component: cytosol. The transcript has 27 exons. The record is from RefSeq and is a predicted model, not a curated record. Gene Ontology annotation, molecular function: phosphatidylinositol-3-phosphate binding; phosphatidylinositol-3,5-bisphosphate binding; phosphatidylinositol-5-phosphate binding. The coding region runs from base 575 to 4066 and encodes 1163 amino acids. Lineage: Eukaryota; Metazoa; Chordata; Actinopteri; Salmoniformes; Salmonidae.